Messenger RNA from Sesamum indicum (sesame), 1859 nucleotides. It is a transcript of the gene ALDH2C4, whose product is annotated as aldehyde dehydrogenase 2C4. Lineage: Eukaryota; Viridiplantae; Streptophyta; Magnoliopsida; Lamiales; Pedaliaceae. The record is from RefSeq and is a predicted model, not a curated record. Gene Ontology annotation, molecular function: oxidoreductase activity, acting on the aldehyde or oxo group of donors, NAD or NADP as acceptor.
GUCUGCCUACCUUUGGCAUAGACACACACACACACACACAGAAAGACAGAGCACAGGCACAUCUUAAUUAGAGAAGAUGACAGUGCAAAAUGGAAGUGCGGAGUACUCUCACAUCAACAUACCAAAAAUCAAGUUUACAAAGCUCUUCAUCAAUGGACACUUCGUUGACUCCAUAUCAGGGAAGAGGUUUGAGAGUGUAGAUCCGAGAUCAGGAGAAGUGAUAGCAGAUAUAGCAGAAGGGGAGAAGGAAGAUGUUGAUUUGGCAGUGAAGGCAGCCCGUGAAGCUUUCGAUAAUGGGCCAUGGCCUCGUUUGACUGGAUGUGAAAGAAGACGGAUAAUGCUAAAAUUCGCAGACUUGAUUGAUGAAAACGUAGAGGAAUUAGCAGCAUUGGACGCAAUUGAUGGUGGAAAACUGUACAAGAUUGGGAAGACAAUGGAGAUUCCUUCUGCAGCUGAAAGCAUACGCUACUUCGCUGGCGCUGCCGAUAAAAUUCACGGGUCGACGCUGAAGAUGUCGAGGGAGCUGCAUGGCUACACACUGCGUGAGCCAAUAGGGGUUGUGGGGCAUAUCAUCCCUUGGAACUUCCCCUCUCUAAUGUUUACCAUGAAAGUUGGCCCGGCCUUGGCUGCUGGUUGUACCAUGGUUGUCAAGCCUGCUGAGCAGACACCUCUUUCUGCUCUUUACUAUGCCCAUUUGUCCAAGUUGGCGGGGAUCCCAGACGGAGUGCUUAACGUCGUAACAGGAUAUGGACAUACUGCUGGUGCUGCUAUUAGCUCACACAUGGACAUUGACAAGGUCUGCUUUACAGGGUCGACAGAAGUAGGCCGUCUAGUUAUGCAGGCAGCAGCAGCCAGCAACUUAAAACCUGUUUCCUUAGAACUUGGAGGCAAAUCCCCCUUCAUUAUUUUUGACGAUGUGGAUGUUGAUAAAGUCACAGAUCUUGCGCUCCUGGGAACUCUAUAUAACAAGGGGGAAGUGUGCGUUGCUGGUUCUCGGGUCUUUGUUCAAGAAGGGAUAUAUGAUAAGUUUCUUGUUAAGUUGGUUGAGAAGGUGAAAACGUGGGUGGUGGGCGACCCUUUUGAUCCAAAUGUUCAUCAAGGACCCCAAGUGGACAAGAAUCAAUAUGAAAGGAUACUUUCAUUCAUAGAACAUGGAAAGAGGGAAGGUGCCACUUUGUUAACUGGUGGUAAGCCUUCCGACAGGAAGGGGUAUUACAUUGAGCCCACAAUUUUCAUCGAUGUUGCAGACGACAUGACGAUUGCAAAGGAAGAAAUAUUCGGGCCGGUAAUGUCGGUCAUGAAAUUCAAGACGGUUGAGGAAGUGAUAAAGAGAGCCAAUGGGACCAAGUACGGACUAGCAGCCGGCAUUAUGACGAACGACUUGAACAUCGCCAACACAGUCUCAAGAUCGAUCCGAGCAGGCGUGAUUUGGAUCAACUGUUAUUUUGCUUUCGACAGAGACCUUCCGUAUGGAGGUUAUAAAAUGAGUGGUUUCGGAAGGGAUAUGGGGAUGGAAUCUCUUGAUAAGUACCUCCAAGUUAAGUCUGUGGCUAUGCCAAUAUAUGACUCCCCUUGGCUCUAGAAUCUUUUGAUUUAAUUACUUGGUAAUUAUAAAAAUAAAAUAUGGAGUGUAGUAGAACAAAAUUAAAGGCAUAGAAUAUGAGAACCAAUCUGAAUUUGCAUGCCGUUCAGUCUUAUACUACUGUUGCAUGUUUGAGGGUAAAUUGCAAUUUAUCUACCUGUCGUAUAGAAAUUAGGUAACCAAUUCUCCGGUGGAAAAAGAAACACCAACUUACCUCCCUCGAAGCGCUCAUUUCAAGCGGGUGGUAUGGAUCACGCGCCUUGGAUGUGAUUUUGCU